This is a messenger RNA of Sinocyclocheilus anshuiensis, 8067 nucleotides long. RefSeq names its product glutamate receptor ionotropic, NMDA 2A-like. The transcript has 13 exons. Gene Ontology annotation, cellular component: membrane. Gene Ontology annotation, biological process: monoatomic ion transport. The coding region runs from base 430 to 4809 and encodes 1459 amino acids. The record is from RefSeq and is a predicted model, not a curated record. Gene Ontology annotation, molecular function: signaling receptor activity; ligand-gated monoatomic ion channel activity. NCBI's taxonomy places the organism in Eukaryota, Metazoa, Chordata, Actinopteri, Cypriniformes, Cyprinidae.
CAUGACAUUUAAAGACUCGGACUCACAAGAUUUGAAGACAGUUGCACUGAAAACGGGUUUCUUCUUAGAAACGGUGUAAUUCUCAUUUUCACCUUAAGGAUGUGUAACUGACGGCAUCCAGAGAGGCUGUGGGGAAAGAGGACUGUGAGACUGUCCUGUGGUCCUGCUCGCAGAUUCAGUCCUAAUUUCUUGCGGAUUCAGUUCCCAGCGUGCGAGUCUCGCGCUUCUGUUUAUCGAGGAAGAGUCAUGGAUAAUUAAUAAACAUGCAAACCACUGGAUUAAUUUGAUUCAUAUGGUUCUGUGGUUGAACUUAAAGGAUUCGUCGGUGGGAAUAAUUAUCCAUAUUUCCAGCCUGGCUGGUGAGAGGAGGACUGUUGCAAUGUCAUCCCAUUCAACAUCGUUGGAGCUUUGUGGAAGAGGGAUGCUGGAAUGAAGUCGAGCACUAUGGGGUUUUCCAGGUUGGUUCUUCUGACUCUUCCAGCUCUCCUUACCCUCAUCAACGUCUCGCAUGCGGCAGAGAAAGUGCCCAUACUAAACAUUGCCGUGAUCCUGGGUCAAACACGCUACAUCUCCGAUAGAGAUAUACGGGCUCUGUGGAGCAAAGAUGAUCCCAUUGACGUCAACGUGGUGACCCUGCUGGUGAAUGAAACGGACCCCAAAAGUAUCAUUACCCAUGUGUGCGAUCUCAUGUCUGGGACUAAAAUCCAUGGGGUGGUGUUUGGGGACGGCACGGACCAGGAAGCCAUCGCCCAGAUUUUGGAUUUUAUUUCCUCUCAGACUUUGAUACCCAUUCUGGGGAUCCAUGGCGGCUCAUCCAUGAUCAUGGCAGAUAAGGAUGAAAAAUCUACAUUCUUCCAGUUUGGGGCCUCCAUCCAGCAGGAGGCUCUGCUCAUGCUCAACAUUAUGGAAGAGUACGACUGGCAUGUCUUCUCCAUAGUGACCAGCAAGUUCCCGGGCUACCAGGAUUUCAUUGCCAUCCUGAAGACCACGGUCGACAACAGCUUUGUCGGUUGGGACCUCCAGCACACCAUCACCCUGGAUGCCGUAGACGGGGACUCCAGGACCCAGAUCCAGCUGAAAAAGGUGCAGUCUCCAGUCAUCCUUUUGUACUGCUCAAAGGACGAAGCGGCUUACAUCUUGGAGGAGGCCCGGUCACUGGGCCUGACCGGUUUCGGGUACAUCUGGAUUGUACCCAGCUUGACCACGGGCAACCCAGACAUCACUCCAGAUUCGUUCCCCUCUGGAAUGAUCUCUGUAUCCUACGAUGACUGGGACUAUCCUCUUGAGGCACGGGUUCGAGAUGGGCUUGGGAUUAUAACCACGGCAGCUGCAGCCAUGUUGGAAGAGUUUGGGGACAUCCCGGAGGCCAAAACCAGCUGCUAUGGCCAAAUGGAAAAAACCAAGUUGCCACCCAGUGCAUUACACAAGUACAUGAUGAACGUGACUUGGGAUGGCAGAGAUUUGUCCUUCACCGAGGAUGGUUACCAGGUGCAUCCCAAACUGGUUGUGAUCGUGCUGAACAAGGACAGAGAGUGGGAAAAGAUGGGCAAAUGGGAGAACCAGAGUUUGACUUUGAAAUAUCCUGUGUGGCCUCGCUUCAACUCUUUUGGUGAUGCGGAGACAGAUGACAAUCACCUGACCAUUGUAACUCUAGAGGAAAAGCCUUUUGUCAUUGUGGAGAAUGUGGAGCGCCUGACAGGCACCUGCAUGAGAAACUCUGUGCCCUGCCGCAAACACAUCAAAGACAACACCACUGAGGGAGGAGGAACGUACAUUAAAAAGUGCUGCAAAGGCUUCUGCAUUGACAUCCUCAAGAAAAUCGCUCGGAAUGUGAAGUUCACCUAUGACCUUUAUCUAGUGACCAACGGGAAGCAUGGGAAGAAGAUCAACAACAUGUGGAACGGCAUGGUGGGAGAGGUGGUGUACAAAAAAGCAGUCAUGGCCGUGGGCUCCCUGACAAUCAAUGAGGAGCGCUCAGAGGCCAUCGAUUUCUCCGUCCCCUUCGUGGAAACAGGGAUUAGUGUGAUGGUAUCCCGUAGCAACGGAACCGUCUCUCCAUCAGCGUUUUUAGAGCCCUUCAGCGCGUCUGUGUGGAUAAUGAUGUUUGUGAUGCUGCUGCUGGUGACUGCAAUGGCUGUCUUCAUGUUUGAGUACAUCAGCCCCCUGGGCUUCAACAGGAACCUCGCUCAGGGCAAAGACCCCCACGGACCAUCCUUCACCAUGGGGAAAGCAGUGUGGCUGUUGUGGGGCCUGGUAUUUAACAACUCUGUGCCUGUGCAAAACCCUAAAGGCACCACCAGUAAAUUCAUAGUGUCCAUCUGGGCCUUCUUCGCUGUCAUCUUCCUGGCCAGUUACACUGCCAACCUGGCUGCCUUCAUGAUCCAGGAGGAAUUUGUGGACCAAGUGACAGGUCUAAGUGACAAAAAGUUUCAGAGUCCCUACUCCUACUCCCCUCCUUUCCGCUUUGGAACGGUUCCAAACGGCAGCACAGAGAGGAACAUCCGUAAGAAUUACCCUGACAUGCACCAGUACAUGGUGAAGUACCAUCAGUCCGGGGUGAACGAUGCGCUGGUCAGCUUGAAGACUGGCAAACUGGAUGCCUUCAUAUAUGACGCAGCUGUGCUGAACUACAUGGCCGGUAGGGAUGAGGGGUGUAAACUAGUGACCAUUGGUAGUGGCUACAUCUUUGCUACCACUGGCUACGGCAUCGCCCUGCAGAAAGGGUCGGCCUGGAAGCGCCCGGUGGAUCUGGCCAUUCUGGCUAUUAUUGGAGAUGGUGAGAUGGAGGAGUUGGAGGCUCAAUGGCUGACUGGGAUCUGCCACAAUGAGAAAAACGAGGUAAUGAGCAGCCAGCUGGAUGUGGACAACAUGGCUGGAGUGUUCUACAUGCUGGCGACUGCCAUGGGUCUCAGCCUCAUUACCUUUGUCUGGGAGCACCUGUUCUACUGGAGACUCAGAUACUGCUUCACUGGCAUCUGCUCGGGCAAACCUGGCCUGCUUUUCUCCAUCAGCAGGGGUAUAUGGAGUUGCAUUCAUGGUGUUCACAUCGACAUGAAGAAAAAGUCAUCUGACCUGGACUUCAGUCCACAGUCCAACAUGCUUAAGCUUAUCAAGUCCGCGAAGCAGAUGACUAAUAUGACCAACCUCAGUGGCUCCAGGAUCAACUCUCCUAAACGUGGAGGUGAGUUUAUGCAUUCGGCGAGCCCCAUGAUCAUGGACAUGAUGGCAGAGAAAGGGAACUUCAUCUACACUGACAAUCGUAGCUAUGCCCAAAAGGACAUCUAUGGAGACUCCAGCGACUUACAGGCGUAUCUGGCAAACCGCCACAAGGACCAUCUGAACAACUACAUCUUCCAAGGUCAGCAUCCCCUCACCCUCAAUGAAUCAAACCCUAAUACUGUAGAGGUGGCGGUGAGUGCAGACACAGCCCAGACCAAUGCAAAACCCCGAGCUCUGUGGAAGAAAUCUGUGGAUACUUUGCGUCAAACUCAGGGGCCUGAUACCCUAGACCCCCGUUUGUCCAUGAAGAGUCAGAGGUACCUGCCAGAGGACACGGCACACUCGGAUAUCUCCGACUGCUCAAGCAGGGCCACCUCCUACAAGGAUCCAGACAAUAACAAGCACCUGAAGUCCAAGGAUAACUUAAAAAAAAGAUCGAUGACGUCAAAAUACCCUAGGGAUUCCAGCGAAGUAGAGCUGUCCUACUUAAAAAAUAAGCAGGGCGGAGCGGGCCGAGAGAAAAUAUACACCAUAGACUCUGACCGGGAGCUGAGUCUGCACUCAGAGUCACAGCACUACAGGGAAGGCAGAGGCCUGACAACUGACGAUUUGGAUUUUGGCGAAAUUUAUUCAGACCACAAUGACAAUUACAGGAAAUGCGACCAGCCCAUCAUCCAUCUCAACAGCAGCCCCCUACAUCAUAGUGACUCGGACCUUCUGCCGGACAGCGUCUACAACAAACACUACAGCAUGAAGGAGAAGAAUCUCAGUCCUCACGAAAGCAACGACCGGUUCAAACAGACUCAUUGCCGGAGCUGUCUUUCUAAGGUAAACAACUACAGCACUGGGCCUUACGCUGCCCUACGCUCACCGUAUAACCGGUGCGAGGCAUGCAUCCACAUGGGCAACCUGUAUGACAUUAGUGAGGACCAACUGCUGCAGGAGGCUAUGAUCAGCCCUGGCAUGCACCACGAUGACACGUUUAGCCACUACUGGCCUCAGACGGAUGGGCCACACGUACAGAGGAGGAACAGACUGAGGCUCAGCCGUCAGCACUCCUUUGACAAUAUCAUGCUUGAGAAGCCCAAAGAAAUUGACCUGAACCGGCCGGCGCGGAGCGUCAGCCUAAAGGAGAAGGACCGCUUCCUGGAGGACAGCCCUUAUGCAAACAUGUUUAACAUCAAGGCUGACAAACUAUUCGGCAGCAGGUCCAUGCUCUUUAACCGAAACCUGGAGGAAAGCAAGCGUAGUAAGUCACUUUACCCUGAUCACCCCUCGGACAACCCCUUCAUGCAAUCUAUACGGGAUGACACUCGCCUGGUCCACGGCAGGAGCUCCUCGGAUAUUUACAAACAGUUGGCUCCCAUCAAAACUAGGAACGAGAACAAUCUGAGGUCCUCUGUGAAGUCCACCACUUCAUACUGUUCCAGGGAUGGUCGAAUACCCAAUGACAUGUACAUUUCAGAGCAUGUAAUGCCUUAUGUAGCCAACAAGACUAGUGCAUACUCAGCUCCCCGGGUUCUCAACUCUUCGCAGUUUAGCAAUAGACGAGUAUAUAAGAAAAUACCUAGUCUCGAGUCAGAUGUUUAAUGCUUUUUUUGUGUAGUUUAACUAUUUACUCACUUAGAAUGCCACAGUCACCUACAUCUACAAAGUACCCGAGAUACCGCUCUUCUUAUACGAGAGCUUUCCAGAGGUUUUCAGCAUUUUAAGAUUCCUUCUGGGCAGGUAUCUGCAGAAAGAGAGUUAGUCAAGUGUAAGCCAAUAAAAUGUGAUCCAGCAUGGAAGUUGUUAAUUAUCCCCAACACUCGGCCUAGUGCUAAUGUGUGCUCAAAACGUUGAGUGCUAGUGCAGAUGUGCCGCUUCAAGUCCGACCUGAAGCUGUGGUGGACUGAAGCAGAUCCUAGGGUGGGGUUUCAGGUAUUUGGCCCCACGUUGCAUGUGACAAGACCGUAUAUGUAUCUGGACUGUGGCUGGAAUAGUUCCUGAUCUUAAGGCAAGCAAGGGUAUUUCAUCCAUGGCACUCAGCAAUUGCAUUGUUGCUUUUAUUACUAUAGACUUGGGAUUUUUGGCAUUCUAAUCCCUAUUUAGAAUUUAGACUCUUCUCUAUCUUAUUUGGUAGCACAAUAAUCAUUAGUUAACCGCCCACCUCUGCUUUAUAAACAGAACUUCUAUAUUCCUGUCAGGAAUAGAUUUCUUUUGCAUGUGUGUUUCUUUUCUUGUCUUAUUUCGGUUGAAGAUAUACUUGCAUAAAGGUGAUUUCGUUCGACAGCUGAGGUGGUCAUCUGUGCAAUGAAAACUUGAUCUGUAUGUAGGUUGUUCGACUGGGAAUAUUGUGUUGAUCUUCCAUUUCCAGAUUGUGGGGAAGUUUUUGCGAUGGAAGUUUGUCUCACAUUUAUUUCGUUCAAAACUUCCAUCUGUCACUGUACACUGUGAAACCGAAUCAGAGCAUCACCUCUCGAAGACUGUUGUUUACUGUAGUUUGGCGGAGCUGUUGCGAUCCACUCAUUAAGUUUAACGAGGGCCGCUUGUGAAGCUUGAAGUCUGAACUAGAACAUUGGUUUUCUGUUGCAGUCUGUAACACGAUCAACACCCUAUUCGCAUUGAGGACUACCACGCAAGACCUUUGUUCUGCAGACCUGUUACUAAACUUUAUACUGUACAGACACACUCAAUGAACUCCAUGCAAUGUGAAUCAGAACACAUAGCCAAAUCGUGUAUUAGAUCAAAUACCUCAGGAUGGUUCUGUGUCAUUUUGUGUAACGUUUUCUCUACACCACCUAAAGGCACAUUCACAUUGCAUUUUGGCAUGUUUUCCUCCACUCCACUGUGGUUGUCCGAGGACUUCCACUGCAGUUGCAUUUAGAGAGAGGAUCUUUCAGCCAUCUUUGAAAUCAGCUUUUAUGUUUACGACUCCAACGUUUGUUGGAAAACAGGAUGUGUAUCCACAUGAACGUGUUGUAUGACUGCUCUAGCAGCUUCCGCUCUCAUACCAGACUUGCUUUCUUUGUACUUCCUCAAUAAUGUGACAUAAUUCACUGUACACUUAUUUUGAAUAUGUCAUCACUAUCAUAAUCAUGAAUACAUUCAUCAUAUGAAGUGCUGCUUUAAGAAGCUAAUGUGCACAUGCACAUGUAAAAUAUCAAAGUCUUGUAAUCAUAUAUGCCAUACAUAGUUUUUACUCUUUGCAACUUGUUUUUCAGUUAUUUUUUCACCCUUGUAAUAACCCCAGUCUUUAAGGAAAAUGUAUUUUGAUUACAUGAACAUGAAUUAUAAUAAUGGCAUGCAACUCAAUUGUAACUCUUCCUAUGUUUUUGUUAUGAUGUUAUAUCACAAAUUAUUUGUAACAGGGUGCAAAUAUAGCAUAUAUAUGGAAAGAAAAUGAUCCUUCAUAUUGCAGAGCUGCUGUUUUGGGGAAAAAAGCAAGGUAUUAGCCUCUAGUAUUAAUCACAGAGCCACAUCUGCAUUGAUUUUGUAUCCUUUGUGAGGCGAGGUGAAUAUCCUUGCUCUUCCUCGAUUGGCAGGUGAAAACAUCACCAGCUACGCUCUCUGUAUCUUACCUGUCACAUAUAGCCAGACUUAACCUGUAAAGAGAGAGAGAAAAAAGUCCUUUUCAGGUCUGCUAUCCCUCCAAAGAUAUGACGUCUUCUUGAUUUUCUCUAUUAUCUAUGGUUUGCUGUAAGAAUAGAGCUUUUUUAAUUCCUCAAAGACUUAGCAACUAUUUUGAAUAUAUGACACUUGUAAAUUUGCUUGUAAAUUCAUACUCAAAUAAUUCAUGAAAGUUACGAAGAUACAGAGUAAACAAUAUUUUUUGUGUGGGUUUCACAGGUCUGUACAGUAGCACUCAUUUUCUGUAGCGUACGUACGAAAAAUGACAUCACUCACAAGUCAAAAUGUCACCUUACGAGAUUUCAAAGUCUCCAUGCAGUUUGUUAUCAGGGAUUGUAGCCCUGCAGUUUUUUAAGCUUGAAGAUUUCGGGGCUGGGGUGCGGGUUGGGGGUUGGGACUACAGGUAUUGCGGCAGAUUUUUUCCUAAGUAAAUACUGUCAAUCCACUUGAAGUUGAGCUUGGAUCAAGCGUGCCUACAGAUCGAUGUGAGGAGAACUGGCCUCUUUGGUUCAUAGACAUGGGCCGUCGUGAGACUGCAGGGUACGAAUCCAUCCUGCUCAUGGACCAAAGCUCUGUGGCCACCCUGGCAUGUCGUUCAGGCCGCCAAACUUCUGGGACUUUUACACAGAAACAUCUUGAAAACCAAAAUGUACUUUUUACAUCAUCGUUCUGUAUUUGUCGAAGGUUAUCGGAGGCGGUCGGGUGGAACAGCACAGGUCAGGUAUUGAUUGCAAAUAGAUACAGAUGAACUGUGUGGAAUUAUUUUAUGUAGCAGUUUUUGGCUAGGCAAAAGCCAUCUAUAGUUUAUUAAAAAAUCUAUUAUAUUUUUGGUUUUAUUUACCUCUCAUAGAAUAAUACACAAAUGUGAAUUUAACGUAGCUCAGAUGCCGAUUAUUUCCAUAAGACGAGCUAGACUAGGCAAAGUACUGUAGUUCAGUUUCUAAAAGUCAGUAAGCGAGGAUUUUUAAGUCAGAAAAAAAUUUGUACUUUCUCAAUUACACCUUAAACGCUAGUUAAGGGAUAAUCUGUUUCAUCCUUCACGUUUGUUACGCUCCACUUCUUUCAGCAGAGAUGUGUGUUUUUGUACAUUUAUCCAUGGAUCGUAAAGAGAGGGAGUUUUUGGAUCAGCGGCUAAAGGCGCUCAGUCCGUAUGCUGAAUAUUUACACUUUAAAAGUCUUUUCAGAUAACAGAGAUGCCUCCAUCACCACGUGUUUGUCUUUUAUAAAAACCCAUUAGAC